UACAUAUCUGUGAGCGGCAGAUCAUGGCUUCUCUUGAUCGAGUAAAGGUGCUCGUUUUAGGCGAUUCUGGUGUAGGAAAGUCCUCUCUUGUACAUCUUUUGUGCCAGAACCAGGUUUUAGGGAAUCCAUCAUGGACUGUUGGCUGCUCAGUAGAUGUACGGGUCCAAGACUAUAAAGAGGGAACCCCAGAGGAGAAAACAUACUACAUUGAACUAUGGGACGUCGGGGGCUCGGUCGGCAGUGCCAGCAGUAUCAAAAGCACCAGAGCUGUCUUUUACAAUUCAGUCAACGGAAUUAUUUUGGUGCACGAUCUGACGAAUAAGAAAUCCUCUCAGAAUCUCUAUCGCUGGUCACUGGAAGCUUUAAACAAGGAUUUGUCUCCAACGGGCGUCAUUGUCUCGAACGGUGACUAUGACCGUGAGCAGUUUGCCGAGAACCCGGUGCCAUUGCUGCUCAUCGGCACAAAGUUUGACCAGAUUCCUGAGAACAAACGCUGUGAGGUUCUCACGCGGACGGCCUUCUUGUCCGAAGACUUCAACGCGGAGGAGAUCAAUCUUGACUGCACCAAUCUGAGAUACUUGGCUGCAGGCACGUCCAAUGCAGUAAAGCUGAGCAGAUUCUUUGACAAGGUGAUUGAAAAAAGGUAUUUCACAAGAGAUACAAGUCAGAUGACAGGCUUUACGGACCGAAAGCGCUUCAACUUCAAGAGUUUGCACUAUGACUGACAACGGGGUCUGUGGUUUGACUUUAGCAAAUGUAGAUUUUCACUUUCAUUUACUCUUUGUACAAAAACAUUUACACAGUAAUCAGUCAUUUUCAAUUCAAAUGCUAUACGUAAACCAGUCAAAACUGCACAGUGUCUUGCGAUGACGAUAGCUACAGAAGUUAGCAGGAAGAUGAGAGCAAUUAUGUAAGCAAUGUUAUGUACAGUAUCUGUCUAAUGCUAAAAUCAUUAAGAAAUGUGUCGUUCUGUAAAUGCAUGUUCAAUAAACCAGAUUGACAAAGCCAAA
This is a messenger RNA of Phycodurus eques (leafy seadragon), 1010 nucleotides long. It is a transcript of the gene rabl3, whose product is annotated as RAB, member of RAS oncogene family-like 3. Gene Ontology annotation, molecular function: GTPase activity. Bases 24 to 725 code for a protein of 233 amino acids. The transcript is spliced from 8 exons. Gene Ontology annotation, biological process: intracellular protein transport. Gene Ontology annotation, cellular component: endomembrane system. Lineage: Eukaryota; Metazoa; Chordata; Actinopteri; Syngnathiformes; Syngnathidae. The record is from RefSeq and is a predicted model, not a curated record.